Molecule: messenger RNA, 3444 nt
Organism: Xylaria bambusicola
Lineage: Eukaryota; Fungi; Ascomycota; Sordariomycetes; Xylariales; Xylariaceae
Exons: 6
Coding region: 1-3444 (1147 amino acids)
Biological process (GO): allantoin catabolic process
Molecular function (GO): GTPase binding; allantoicase activity
Source: RefSeq, a predicted model, not a curated record
AUGGAGGACACCAGGUAUCAACUUGAGACUGUCAGCGCGACAAGGGUCGCCUCGGAGGACAUUGACAAGACUUUCCGAUCUAGCUGUAUUGAUCUCAUCUCAGGCGCAUUGGGUGGGAAAGUCCUGGGCUUCUCAGAUGAGUGGUUUGCCGAGGCCAGCAAUUUGCUGACGCCCACAGCCCCGAUAAGGCAGCCUGGUAAAAUGGUGUAUACCGGUGCUUGGUACGAUGGUUGGGAAACAAGACGACACAACCAGGCACCCUUUGACUGGGUCGUCAUACGUCUCGGCGUUGCUUCGGGCACUGUAGAGGGCGUCGAGGUGGACACAGCAUUCUUUUCGGGUAAUCAUGCACCUGCCAUCUCAGUUGAGGGUUGCUUUAAUUCAAAUGAUGAACAAGUUCUUUCGUGGAAAGGAGAAAGGGGUGAGUGGGAGCCCAUUUUGAGCAUUCAGGAAUGCGGGCCCUCUCAACGGUUCGGAUGGAAGCUGGACAAUCCUACGACUAAGCAGUAUACUCAUGUGCGCCUUAACAUGUAUCCCGAUGGUGGAAUUGCUCGCUUCCGGCUCUUUGGACAUGCCGUGCCUGUCUUUCCCGCCGAUAAAGAAGCAAUAUUCGACCUAGCGGCAGCCCAGAAUGGCGGAGUGGCCGUCUCCUGCAGCGACCAACACUUUGGAACCAAAGACAACUUGAUCCUCCCCGGCCGAGGUAAGGAUAUGGGGGACGGAUGGGAAACUGCUCGUUCGCGAACUAGAAACCAUGUUGACUGGGCCAUCAUCCGUCUCGGAGCACCUGCUCUCAUUGAGAGCUUCAUCAUUGACACCGCCUUCUUCCGGGGGAACUUCCCCCAGUACGCGAAGCUUGAUGCGAUUGAAUGGACAGAUGAGGGGGAGCCAGGAGCCGACGGCUUAAAGUGGACUGAGGUGCUGGCACCGAGCAAAUGCGGCCCGGAUCAGGAGCAUGCUUUUGACUGCACAAAAAAGGACCAGCCUUUUACUCAUGUGAAACUCACGAUUAUUCCCGACGGAGGUGUAAAGAGGCUCCGGCCCAAAAAGCCACAAACUCUUCCAGCCGAUUUGCCAAAAUCGUUGGACGAUCGCAAAGUUGUCCCAACUGAAUUUGUACCUGAAACGGAAAUGUACGAUGGCUGGCAAGGUCAAUCCCAAUUUCUAACGAGCCCAAUACCCGCGAAGCCCUUACAAUUCAACAACCUGACGCUUGAUGACCCGGACUACGAUCGGCACUUGACCCAGGGGAUCGCCGACAGCGACACGCGAUUAAUGGAGAUGCUGCAAGCACAGGCCCAACACCAUGGAGGACAGACCUUCGAAGAUGUCGAUGCCGUCGCUGAGGACGGCAAGCUAUCAGAAGAUGAAAAGAAAACGAUGCUACAGAAAGCUUUGAAUAUGGCCGCAAGUAAUGGCGACACGGCACAAGUAUCCAAGAUAUUGAGUGGGAAGGCGAGAGCCUUCGUCGACGUGGAUGCUCUUGACGAGGAUGGAACGCCUCCCUUGAUCUACGCCAGCUGCUUCGGACACGAAAGUGUCGUUCAGGCUCUUGUGGACGCUGGAGUAGAUGUAGACAAGCAAGAUCGAAAUCGUUGGAGUGCUUUGAUGUGGGCCAUGACAAAUCGGCAUAAGGGAAUUGCUAAAAUUCUGCUAGAUAACGGUGCAUCCCCAGAGGCGAAGACAUCGUCGGGUAGAACUGCGUUCGACUUUGUCCCCCCUGACAGUGAAAUGUCCUUUUAUCUGCACGAUAAUGGGUACACCAUUGGCAGCGCUGGAGUGACCGAUGAUUUCUAUAACCCUGGCUUCUCUCAGGAUAGAUUCGAGGAGGAGAUGGCCGAAAACGAAUUUCGACGUCGGAUGAUGAUGGAGAGUGCAAGAGACCUCGAAGUCGAUCUUGGAAAUAUGGGAUUUGACGAUCAACCUGAGCCUUUGGACGACUUUGAAGAAGAACAGCAAGAGUUUGACUGGAGUCGUUGUUUACAUGAUCAGAUGUUCGUAUUUCAGGAGAGCGAGCUCGAUAGAAUUCUUGAUAUCGUCAUCACCAACAUGCGUCCUCAACGAUCUCCAACUCAAAAGCCUGUACCAGCAAACAUGAUAUUCCUAAGCGCUCGUUAUGCGCAUUACCAUGCAAGCCACGAGUUAUUGGGGAAAUUGCUUAUUACUGCGCAAGACAAGAUAAAUGACGUCGUGGAGCAGUAUCAGUGGGAUAUGACUAUACUGGCUUUUUGGAUGUCAAAUGCGACGUUGUUAUUACACUACUUGAGAAAAGAUGCCGGCCUAUUAGAGGCGACAACGGAAUUCCAGGCACAACUCUCUGAAUUAAUCAAUGAGAUUUUCAUUCUCAUCGUCAGAGAUGCUGAAAGAAGAAUGGACAAAGUGCUAGACCCGGCAUUGCUAGAUCACGAGACAAUCCCGGGCCUCGAAGAUGUUACCUUUCAACAUGAGUGGAAACUUUUCAAGAGGAAAAAGGAGGUCAAGGUGGAGCCUCUUGAGAAGAGAUUUCGACCUCCAUCACCAAAGCAACGCGCUAAGCCAGCACCUCGGAACGUCACUUCGCUCCUUUCUUCGACGCUAUUCGUUCUCGACCUCUAUGAUAUACAUUCAGUUAUUACAUCCCAAAUAAUCUCUCAGCUGCUUUAUUGGCUUGGGGCGGAGCUUUUCAAUCGGGUCAUGAAUAAUCGAAAGUACUUGGCAAGGACAAAAGCAAUGCAAAUCCGAAUGAACGUUUCGGUCCUUGAAGACUGGGCUCGGGCAAAUAACCGUAAGCCGGAACACUACGAAUACGGUGAGACUCACGCCUCAGGCGAGACAACGGUGGAAAUAGCACGUAGACACCUCGCCCCUAUCAUUCAGCUCCUUCAGUGGUUACAGUGCUUCUCGUCACUUGACCCAGAUGACCUUGAAGCACUAGUUGGGACACUGCAGCAACUCAAACGUUUGACCCCUCAACAACUGAUAUACGCUGCCAAAAACUAUCGUCUAGAAGUUGGCGAAAAGGGGCUCCCUAAGAGUGCAUUAAAAUAUCUCGAUACUUUGCAAAAGGAGGCUGAGAUACGAAGAGAUAGAAGAAGAACAGUCUCGCCGAUGCCGCCGAGCAGCACGCCGUCGACACCAGUGAAAGGCAGCUUUAAUGGCCCAGAUGCAGAUAAUGCAGGAAGUGCGCAAGAGACACCCCGUUUUGACCCGGACGAUGAUGAAGAUCUCGAUUUACCUCACGGCAUCAACUUCGACCCAUCAAUAAUGCUACCGUUUACUCUUCCUUCAGUCACAGACAUGCUCGUAUCUUUUGGUGCUGGGUUUGGUGGUGUCAAUCGAGAACGGGAAAGGAAAUACAUCCCUACCAUUCCUCCAGAGUUCCUAGAAAAACUUGAGAUAAGUGGGAACUCAAAUAAGCCAAUGUUUGGGGAGAAAGACUGGGAGAACGAAGUAGUUGAGACGUAA